Molecule: messenger RNA, 714 nt
Organism: Rangifer tarandus platyrhynchus (Svalbard reindeer)
Lineage: Eukaryota; Metazoa; Chordata; Mammalia; Artiodactyla; Cervidae
Source: the annotation of a GenBank genome assembly
AUGUCGGACAGUGACCUGGGCGAGGAGGAAGGCCUCCUCUCCCUGGCAGGCAAGAGGAAGCGCAGAGGGAACCUGCCCAAGGAGUCGGUGAAGAUCCUCCGGGACUGGCUGUACCUGCACCGCUACAACGCCUACCCCUCAGAGCAGGAGAAGCUGAGCCUUUCUGGACAGACCAACCUGUCGGUGCUGCAGAUCUGUAACUGGUUCAUCAACGCCCGGCGGCGGCUCCUCCCAGACAUGCUUCGGAAGGAUGGCAAAGACCCCAACCAGUACACCAUUUCCCGCCGCGGGGGCAAGGCCUCCGAUGUGGCCCUCCCCCGAGGCGGCAGCCCCUCCGUGCUGGCUGUGUCCGUACCGGCCCCCACCAGCGUGCUCUCCUUGUCCAUGUGCUCCAUGCCGCUCCACUCGGGCCAGGGAGAUAAGCCAGGAGCCGCUUUCCCGCAAGGGGAGCUGGAGCCCCCCAAGCCUCUGGUGACCCCUGGGAGCACACUUACCCUGCUGACCAGGGCCGAAGCUGGAAGCCCCACGGGCGGACUCUUCAACACACCCCCGCCCACACCCCCGGAGCAGGACAAGGAGGACUUCAGCGGCUUCCAGCUGCUGGUGGAGGUGGCGCUCCAGAGGGCUGCAGAGAUGGAGCUCCAGAAGCAGCAGAACCCGUCACCCCCCUUGCUGCGCACUCCCAUUGCCUUAGUCCCUGAAAACCCCAAGUAG